Messenger RNA from Penicillium concentricum, 1416 nucleotides. It is a transcript of the gene zrfC, whose product is annotated as putative ZIP Zinc transporter. Bases 1 to 1416 code for a protein of 471 amino acids. Lineage: Eukaryota; Fungi; Ascomycota; Eurotiomycetes; Eurotiales; Aspergillaceae. The transcript is spliced from 4 exons. Gene Ontology annotation, molecular function: zinc ion transmembrane transporter activity. Gene Ontology annotation, biological process: zinc ion transmembrane transport. Gene Ontology annotation, cellular component: plasma membrane. The record is from RefSeq and is a predicted model, not a curated record.
AUGCUCGUUUCCAGACCUUUCCUUAUAUCACUGGGCAUUUCCAGGGUAUAUGCGGCCACAGCAACAACAUCAGCACAAACAUCAUCUAUAACUGGCUGUCAUAGCCAUGGCUCAAGCAUUUACUGUAUUGAUGGAGAUGGCCACGAAGUUUUAGUUUCGGCCACAUCUACCCCUACAACCGGGAUUCCAGCACAAUACACUGGGUGUCACUCCCACGGAAGCGAGUCAUAUUGCAUGGAUGGAGAUGGAAACGAUGUCCUGAUUCAAGAAGAAGAAACGGAAGCCGAGGGGACCGAAGACAGUCACAGUAAAGAUGAUACCCACGACCACGAAGAAUCCUCAAGCGAAGCCAAGCAAAGCUGUCACUUCCAUGCUGGUGUCGAACACUGCGUGGGUGAAGGUGAAUCAGAGGAACAUAGUGCUUCAUCGUGUGAUAUCAAAGCUAGAGACUACAACGUGCCUCUAAGAGUUGGUACACUGUUCGUUGUCCUUGUCACUAGUGCAAUUGGUGUCUUUGCCCCUAUUCUCUUGAUGAAACUUCCAUUUGCCUCGAUCAAUGGGGUGGUCUCGACCGUCAUCAAACAAUUUGGAACUGGCAUUAUCCUCGCCACGGCUUUCAUCCAUCUAUACACACAUGCCACCCUCAUGUUUACCAAUGAAUGUUUAGGAGAGCUCGAGUACGAAGCAACUACCUCUGCGGUAGUCAUGGCGGGUAUAUUCAUUGCUUUCUUGUUGGAAUACAUUGGUCACAGGGUUAUUGUUGCUCGCAACAGCAAGAAGACCUCCGCAGCAACCACCCCAUCCGAAUCUCAGCAAACACAUCAGAAGGAAGAGGAUGACCACUCGCAUGACCACUCUCAGAACCAACAGCAGCAGCCUACGUUGGUUUGUCUGGGGCACAAUCACGGCUCAUUCGAUCUUACCGGGCCCAACAGCAAAUUUUCGGUAAUUGUCAUGGAAGCGGGUAUACUUUUCCAUAGUAUCUUGAUUGGUCUCACCCUCGUCGUUGCUGGGGACUCAUUUUACAAGACGCUUCUGGUGGUGAUUGUGUUUCAUCAAUUCUUUGAAGGGUUGGCACUCGGUGCUCGCAUUGCAAUCCUCCCCGGACCUAUAUUCCCUUCUAAGGCGUGUAUGGCGAUGGCAUUUGCCUUGAUCACACCUAUUGGCAUGGCCAUUGGACUUGGUGUUUUGCACACCUUCAAUGGUAACUCAAGGGGCACUUUAAUUGCACUAGGAACAUUGGACGCGUUGUCUGCUGGUAUUCUGGUGUGGGUUGGUGUCGUUGAUAUGUGGGCGCGUGACUGGGUCAUUGAUGGAGGUGAAAUGUUGCAUGCGAAGUUGUCAAAAGUUUUGACUGGUGGUAUUUCUUUGGUCAGUGGGGUGGUGUUGAUGGGACUGCUAGGAAAAUGGGCUUGA